GCAUUCAUGGCUCCUGGUUCUUCAAAUGAGAAGAAAACUGAUGAUGGACAGGCUUCAAAAGAGAAUUUUAUUCAUCUCUGCAACCCUCACCUAGAGAAGAUGAAAGAAGACAUCCUGUACCAUUUUGCUCUUGGGACCGGUACCCAUGAUUUUCCAACGUUAUUUGGGGAUGUAAAGUUUGUGUGUGUUGGAGGAAGUCCUUCCCGGAUGAAAGCUUUUAUCUCCUACAUAGCAGAGGAGCUGGGGCUCGGGAGCCCCGGGUGUGACUACCCCAACAUCUGCGCGGGCACCGACCGCUAUGCGAUGUACAAAGUGGGGCCCGUUCUGUCCGUCAGUCACGGUAUGGGCAUUCCUUCUAUUUCAAUCAUGUUGCACGAGCUGAUCAAACUGUUGUAUCAUGCCAAGUGUUCUGACAUAACCAUCAUUCGCAUUGGCACCUCUGGUGGAAUAGGUCUGGAGCCAGGCUCAGUGGUUAUAACUAGGCAGUCUGUAGAUGCCACCUUCAAACCUCAGUUGGAACAGGUUGUUCUGGGAAAGACAGUAAUUCGCAGCACUAACCUGGAUGAACAGCUGGCUAAGGAGCUGAUGCAGUGCAGUAAAGAAAUUGGUCAGUUCAAUACAGUCAUUGGAAACACCAUGUGCACUUUGGAUUUUUAUGAAGGACAGGGCAGGUUGGAUGGAGCAAUCUGCUUGUAUGAUGAAGAAGAAAAGCUGCAAUACUUGAAGAAUGCUUAUGAGUCUGGUGUCAGAAACAUAGAGAUGGAGUCUUCUGUAUUUGCUGCAAUGUGUAAUCUCAGCGGUGUCAAAGCUGCUGUAGUGUGUGUCACUCUUCUGAAUCGGCUCGAAGGGGAUCAAAUCAGCAGCUCACACGAUGUCCUUGUGGAGUACCAGCAGAGGCCGCAGAAGUUAGUGGGAUAUUUCAUUAAGAAAAGUCUUGGGAAAGUAUGA
This is a messenger RNA of Cinclus cinclus, 948 nucleotides long. RefSeq names its product uridine phosphorylase 1 (gene UPP1). Gene Ontology annotation, biological process: uridine catabolic process; nucleotide catabolic process. The transcript is spliced from 7 exons. The coding region runs from base 7 to 948 and encodes 313 amino acids. Gene Ontology annotation, molecular function: uridine phosphorylase activity. Lineage: Eukaryota; Metazoa; Chordata; Aves; Passeriformes; Cinclidae. The record is from RefSeq and is a predicted model, not a curated record. Gene Ontology annotation, cellular component: cytoplasm; cytosol.